AUGAUGAUGACGACGAUGACGAAAUUCACGGCGGCGAAUUGGGUAACCGGUCGCGUAGCGAAGUUCUGUACAGGUCCCGGCCCGUCGCAGACGCCGUCGAGGUCAGCUGCAGCCGCGGCGGCGGGUACUCCCGCGCGAAGACCGAGAUCCCGCGGAAAGCGCGCGCCAGAGCCGCAGCCGCAGCCGCCGCAUCCUCCCGCGCGCCUGCGCCUCGAAGCUGCGCCACAGACGGGGGGAGAGGCGGCGGCGGCGGCGGUGGCGGCGGCGGCGGCGAGCGCGGGCGCAGCGGCGGGGCUCGGCGCGCAGCAGCAGGAGGAGGCGGACGCCGCCGAGGAGGAAAACGAGGCGCAGUUUGGCAGAGCGAGCUCUAUGCCUGCUUCGAUGCACCGCCGGCGGAGAUCCCUAGGCGGCGGCCUGGUCUCCCUAGGGUCUGGCGGCCUGACCUCCCUAGGAUCCCCCGGUGCGCCUAACGGUCUGGCUUCGUGCUUGCAGCCUAGAUCGUCGGAAAUGGAUGAGGACACUAAGAUCCGCUUUACAGAAGGACCCGCUAUAAGCUCUAGAUCGAGCUCUGGAAGGAUCGGCGGGGUUGUGGACGGGUCGCUGACCUCUGGCGAUGAUAGUGGUCGGUUCGGUAGCGGUAGGUCCGGUAGCGGCCGGUUCGGGAGUGCUAGGCUUGGUAGUGGUAGGCUCGGCAGUGGUAGGCUGGGUAGUGGUAGGCUUGGUGAUGAUCGAUUGUCAACCGAUUCGCUCUCUGGCGGCAGGGAGAAUGUCAAGGGUGGGGCACCGGAUUCGAAAGUUCGCCAAAGCUAUUCUGGAGCUUCGGACAGCUCUACUAGGCUCGUUGACAGGCCGGGGGACAUAACAAGAGGGGCGAUUCUGGAUAGGCAGGUUGAGAGGCUGAUGGAAGAACAAACCUCAAACAAUAUCGCGUACAAAGGAAGAGGCUCGCAAUCAGGGCCGUUGAUAUCCCGAGGGUCACUGCAAACAGACGGCUACGAUCAAGCUGGGACCGAGCACACAGAGGAAUCUUCCUCCUCUCACCUGCCACGGAGACCUACAGGUGCUGCAGAGCGUCUCAAGUCCCGCAGCUACAUUGGAAGGAGCUUUUCCGGUGGGGGUAUGGACUCUAUAGCUGCUUCUGCUGCUGCUUCUGCUGCUGCUGCGGCUGCUGCUGCUGGUUCAGUGUCUAGCGCUGAGUCGAGUAGAAAACCAGGUGCUGCUGCAGAGAGGCUGAAGGCGAGUAGUUUCAUUGGACGGAGCUUUUCUGGUCGGGGUGCGGAGUCUGCAUCUGCUUCCGCUGCUGCUGCAGCGGCGUCUAUCCGCGCUGCAUUACGGGCGUCCGUGCUUCGAAGCUCGUCAGGUGUGGGGAAGGCGAAACAAGCAGGAGAGGGACAGGGGGGAGAGGGACAGGAGGGGCAGACAGGAGGGGGACAGAAAGUGGGAAGGAGAGGGUCGGGUCGAUGGUCCGUUGCAAGGAGCUUUUCAGGCGGCUGUGCUCGCACAGAUGCAACUGCUGCUGCUACUGCUGGUUUUGAGACGUCUCAAAACUCGGUUGCUAGAAGCUUUUCAGGCGGCCAUGCUCGCACAGAUGCAACUGCUGCCGAUACGACUGCUGCUGGUGCUGCUGCUGCUGGUGGUGGUGCUGCUGCUGCUGCUGCUGGUGAUGAUGUUGCUGCUAGUGAUGAUGCUGCUGGUGGGUUUCGGGUAGACAAGUCACGUUCGGCCAGAGUGGGAUGCACGGAUUGGGAGGAGGAGGAAUUCGGAGUGUGUGGCAGGGAGAGCAGGGACGCCGGCAUGAGAGGAGAGGUGGAGGAAGAGUGUGGGAUUGAUGGAAAGGAGAGUACUGGCAAUGAGGAGGGGAGUGAGAAAGAGGAAGAGAGGGAGGAAGAGGAGGACGACGGGGAAGAGGGGGAAGACGAGGACGGCGAGGAAGUAGCUGUAGGGAGCGGGUUGUGGGAGGAUUAUAACGAGGGUGGAGCUUUCAGAGCUGAGAUGAGCUUACGCGGCAGUGGAUGGUCCGCAGAGCAAGGGCAACACGGAGCAGCGGAUUGGAUGAAGCACCCCAGCAGCAGGUUGAUUGCAAUGAAUCGAGAUGAGGUGGACGAGGAAGAGGAGGGAGAGGAGGAAGAGGAAGGGGAGGAGGGUGAACGAGAGGAGGGUGAAGGAGAGGGAGAGGGGGAAGAGGAGGGAGAGGAGGGGGAGGAGGACGAGAGGCAAGGCUUCAUCCUGAGCAGCGGAGUUAUGGAAAUGGAAUGUGCUGAGUGGCGAGAAGGGGGUUUCCAGGAAUCUUCCGAGCCAGUGCAAGAUUCAAAACCUGUGUUUGAAACGCCCCAGCAGCAGAGAGUGCCUUCUCCAAUGCUUAUGGGAGCCGCUUCUCUCAGCCCUGACACAGUAUUCGAGGCACCUCAGAGAAGAGUGCUGAUGGGUGCUCCCUCGCUCAAUCCUGACGCAGCUUUUGAGGGGUUGGUGAUGCAGGGUUUGGUGAUGCAGGGAGAGGGCGGAGGCCAGGAAGAAGAAGGGGGCUUCGGUUUUGACGUGGGGGAGAGGAUCAGGUUUGAAGACCGAGAAGCAGAGAGGGAGGAAGGCAACUGGGACGGAGCAGGAGCAGGGGAUGAGGGCAAAUGGAACGAGGAUGAUGGCAGCAGAAUGGUGGGGCAAGAGAUGGGUGGUGGUGGUCCAUGGGAGUCAGUGCGAGAUGCAGAGAGGGAAAUGGAUCCCGUGUGCGGCAGCACUGCAAUGCUUUUCAAAGGCAGCCAGAGCCUGGGAGGGCCGGAAAUGCAAGGGGAGAUUCAAGAAGACGAGGGGGAGGAGGAAGAAGAAACUCCAGACUUUGACGAUUUCAGCCGCACCCGAACCUUCACAUCUGCCAUCCUAGCCGGACUCACCAAGAGAGUCACCGGACCUAAGGCUGGGCCUGCCAAGCCUGCAUCCACCAAGCCUGGGUUUACCAUGCCUGGGUUUGCAAAGAGGGAAGAUCCGGGCAGCAGCAGCAGCAGGGUGAUGGUUCCGAGGACGGCUAGUGAUACGCACAAGGAUGGGGUAAAGGAGGGGAUUGGGAAGGGCGAGGGGAAGCAGGGCAAGUGGAAGGCACUCAGGGAGAAACUGGAGGAGAGCGGGAGGGGGUUAGGGGGCCCUGGAUGGGGUAUUCUGGCCUCCAAGCCGAAACCUGGAGAGGAGGGUGGGGGAUCUUCAAAGGGUGCUUAUGGACUUGAGGCACAUGGGUCAGGUAGAUUAGGUGGGUCAGGUAGGUUAGGCGGGUCAGGCAGGUUAGGUGGGCAGGAUGGGAACGAGGAGAAGGAGAAGGAAGGGGGAGGAGUGUUAAGUUCUGCUCAUGCUCAGCACCACCACCACUCCCGGCAGAAGUCGCAGAUUUCGUUCGGGUCUGCUGCUGAUUCCGCCCUGCUGUCUGGACUGCCUUCGUUCCUUCGCUCAGUCACUUUCACCUCUGCUGAAGCCCAGGCGCACCACAAGCAGCAGCAGCAGCAGCAGCAGCAGAAAAGGGAGGAGAGGGAGGAACAGGUGCAAAUGCAGCAGCGGGAUGAGAUGCAGGCAGAGCAAUCAAGUCAUGCACAGGAGAUUGAGAGAGAUGGGAGACCCCCUGUUGUCACUCCCCGCAUCGCCUACUUCUCGUUCGACAAAUACCGGGAGGCCGUAGCAGGGGGAGGCUCGUCCGGGGGAGGUGCAUCUGCUGAGGAGCGCGAUGCAGAGGGGUACCUGUUGUCCCACUCCUUUGGCAGCGGCAGGGCUAGAAGCAGGAGCAGCUUUAGUGGGAGAUAUGGCAGCAGCAUUAGCAGCAGUGGUGGUAGUGGGAGUUUGACUCCCCCUCCUCGAGCAGCACUGGGGAAAAGCGGCGGCAGCGGUUGCCUCACCCCUCCCUCUGGCGCUCUAAGGAAACAUGGCAGCGGCAGCCUGACUCCCCCGCCUGGCACACUGGCAGAUUUAGACAUCUCACAAGUGGAUGCAGCGCCAGGUGGAGCACGGCCGAAGUACAACAGGGAGGCCAGGUCAGUAUGGCUGGUAUGCAAGCCUGGGGUCUGGUUUUCUGGUUAUGGCACUCCACAACACCCGAGUGCCAGCGGCCUCUGCCCUGCAACUUCCUGUGCUGCAGCAGGGGUUGGGAGACCGCCCAUCCACCACGCCCACUCCGCCUCUCUGGCUGCUCGUUCUGCUUUUCAUUUGUGCAACUCCCCUGCCUCCCUCUCACCUCCACCCACCCCCACCACCAGGAGCCGCACCUUUGGCAACCCGGAAGAGCUCUCGGACCUUUACCCUCCCCCCAGUGCCUUCGAGCGAUCCCACUCCACACCCGAGCGGCGGCGGCCUCCCGAUCGCCCUGCAACCUCCUCUGCUGCAGCAGGGGUUGGGAGGCCCCCCGUCCACCAUGCCCAUUCCGCCUCUCUGGCUGCUCGUUUCCUGGUGAACGGUCAUGGGAGCGGACAGAGGCAGAGGGGAGGUGAGUCCGGGCGGAUUGGAGGGAGCAGAUUGUCAGGGAAAUAUCAGCAGAACCAGGGGUGGGACGAGCAGCAUGGGCGUCAUGAGGACGGGCAUGUGCACGAGCAACGGUAUGAGGAGAAGCAGUAUGAGGAGAGCUAUCAGCAGCAGGUGCAGCAGCAAGUGCGGGAGAAGAAGCAGGUGAAGGGGAGGCAUAAGGAGACAGGGGCAGUGCUGCAUGUGGCGUGGAGACAGUUGGAAGUGGAGGAGGAGGAAGAGUGGGGCAGGCAGAACUCCGAUCCUGUCAAAGGUGGCAAGGGGAGGGUGACGGCUGUAAGGAGGCUUGUGGAGGACGAGGAAGAGGGAGAGUGGGGCAGGCAGAACUCAGAUCCUGUGACAAGCGGCAGGGGGAGGGUGCAGGCCGUAAGGAGGGAAGUGGAGGAGGAGGAGGAUGGAGAGUGGGGACGGCAGAACUCAGAUCCUGUGAAAGGGAGCAGGGAGAGGGUGAGGGCUGGAAGGAGACGCGUGGAGAAUGAGGAGGAUGGGGAGGAGGGAGAAUGGGGGCGGCAGCACUCAGAACCUGCAAAAGCCAGCAGGGAGAGGGUGAGGGCUGGAAGGAGGCACGUUGAGGCCGAGGAGGAGGAAGGAGAAUGGGGUGAGGAGGACGGAGAGUGGGGCAGGCAGAAACACUGGAAUUGUGUGAAUGAUGGCAGGGAGAGGGUGAAGGCGGGGCAGAGGCAGGUGGAGGAGAGGGAGAUGGCUGGAUACGCUGGGGAUGGUUAUGAUGAAAAUGCAGGGGAGGAAGAGGAGGAGGAAGAGGAGGAAGAGGCAGGGGAUGGGGAAGAGGUAGAGGAAGAGGAGGAGGAGGAUGGAGAGGAGAGGGAGGAGGAUGAUGGGGAAGAGGUGGUGGAGAGUGGACAAACGGGAUGGUUCAGAGAUCGUGGUACAGGCCUGGGGAAAGGGGCUGAGGUCCAUUCUCGGAAAGGGAGAGCAGGGACAAGUUCUGGAACCAAGUCAUCUCACAAAUGCGACAAUGGAAGGCGGAAGGGCGAUGGAAUCAACAGUGGGAGUGAGGACGAGGAGGGGCAAGGGGAAAGAAACUUUUCUUAUGACAAGGAGCAUGCACGCGGAAGGGGGGGGAGGAGAGAGGCGGUGGAAUGGAGGCAGUGA
Molecule: messenger RNA, 5601 nt
Organism: Closterium sp. Yama58-4
Lineage: Eukaryota; Viridiplantae; Streptophyta; Zygnematophyceae; Desmidiales; Closteriaceae
Source: the annotation of a GenBank genome assembly